Molecule: messenger RNA, 8010 nt
Organism: Cuculus canorus (common cuckoo)
Lineage: Eukaryota; Metazoa; Chordata; Aves; Cuculiformes; Cuculidae
Gene: TTC7A
Product: tetratricopeptide repeat domain 7A
Exons: 20
Coding region: 32-2578 (848 amino acids)
Biological process (GO): protein localization to plasma membrane; phosphatidylinositol phosphate biosynthetic process
Cellular component (GO): plasma membrane
Molecular function (GO): protein binding
Source: RefSeq, a predicted model, not a curated record
CUUCCCCCGCGGGGCGGAGCCGCCGCCGAAGAUGGCGUCCAAGGGCUCCCACUCGCACGUGAAGCUGGAAGGGGAGCUGGAGCGCUGUCGCGCCGAGGGGCAAUGGGCGCAGCUCCGGCUCCUGGCGCAGCAGCUAGUGCUGCCGCCGCCGCGCAAGGCGAGAGGCGCGCAGGACGCGGAGGACUAUGGGAGUAUGCUCCUUGCAGAGGCUCUGCUGGAAGAAUGUUUGAAGGAAAACUAUGCCAAACUGAAGGACUCCAUUCCGCUGACAGAGAAGAAUGAGCCAAAACUCAGUGAAGCUAAACAGUAUCUGACUGAUAUCUUAAACAAAGGAAAACUUCGACCUAAGUAUAUGACAGAAGCUAUGCUGAUCCUAGGGAAGCUUCAUUAUGCAGAGGGAUCCUACAGAGAUGCCAUCAGCAUGUAUGCAAGAGCAGGAAUCGAUGACCUCUCAACAAAAGAUGAACCUCUGUAUAUGCUGCGUUUGGUAACUGAAGCCUUUGUUAUUAAAGGUCUGUCACUGGAGCGCUCAACCAACUCAAUUGCCUCACGUGCUCGACUGUGUGAAAGGGAGGAGGAAGUCAUGGCUUGUUUUGAGACAGCGUGUGUCAUUGCCCAGGUGUACUUGCAAGAGCUUGAAAAGACCUUAAACACACAUUCAAGAAGUAUCAAGGGCAGUAACGUGACUUAUCCAGAGUUUGAACUUUCCUACUUCCUGGAAGCAGCUCUGCAGAGUGCCUACGUGACUCAUUUAAAGAAGGGAAAUAUUGUGAAAGGAAUAAGGAGUCUGCGAGAAAUACUGCGGACUGUGGAAACAAAAGCUACUCAGACCUUCAGAAUGACUGCAGCCAAACAGCUAGCCCAAAUACUUCUCCAUUCCCUCAGUGAAGACUGUUACUGGAGCCCUUUAUCUGAUCCGCUUCCUGAGUUCAUGAACAAGGAAGAUCAGUCUUAUGUUAGCAAUUGUCUUUGCCGGAGGCCAGAACUGUACACUGAAGAGAAUGCAUACUGCCCUCAAGACAACGUAGAAGAGGCUCUUCUUCUCCUCUUAAUCAGUGAAUCCAUGGCAAACCGGGACGCAGUGAUCAGCCGAGCCCCAGACCAGCAGGAUGACCGAGCUGUCAGCCUCCGAGAUGCUUCUGCAGUCUAUGACCUCCUCAGCAUCACGCUGGGCAGAAGAGGGCAGUAUGUCAUGCUUUCAGAGUGCUUGGAGAGAGCCAUGAAGUUUGCAUUUGAUGAAUUUCAUCUCUGGUACCAGCUUGCCCUGUCCAUGAUGGCUUGUGGAAAGUCAGCAUAUGCUGUGUCAGUACUCAAAGAGUGUGCUAAACUGCGACCUACAGAUCCCACCAUUCCUCUUCUGGCUGCCAAGGUCUGCAUUGGGUCAUUGCACUGGCUCGAAGAAGGAGAACGCUUUGCUAAAAUGGUGAUAGACAUGGGCGAGGAUGCCGGAGAGUCCCUAGCGAAGGGUUACCUGGCACUGGGCCUGACAUACAGUCUUCAAGCUACUGAUGCUACUCUCAAAGGCACUCAGGAUGAAUUAAACAAGAAAGCACUUCAGACUUUGGAGAGAGCACGUGACUUGGCCCCAGAAGACCACCAAAUCAUCCUCUACCUCUCCCUGCAGCUGGCCCUUGUCAGACAGAUUUCCAGUGCUAUAGAACAUCUUCAAGAGGCACUGCAACUAUGCAAAGAUGACAUGAAUUCACUUCAUCUACUGGCCCUCCUCUUUUCGGCUCAGAAGCACUAUCAGCAUGCACUGGAUGUUAUCAACAUGGCCGUUGUUGAAUACCCAGAAAGCUUUAGCUUACUCUUCACCAAAGUAAAACUGGAAUGGAUACAUAAAGGACCUGGUGAGGCUCUGGUGACGUGUAGACAUAUGUUGCAGAUGUGGCAGAUGGUAUAUAAUGUUUUACAGCACAGUGGCUCUGAGAAAGGAAGUAGUGUGACUGAAACACCAAUGAUCAAAAAGCAUAAUGGACUGCAUCUCACUCUCCCAGAUGCUCAUGAUACUGAUUCUGGAUCACAGCGAGCCUCUUCUAUUGCUGCAUCAAGACUGGAAGAAGCCAUGUCUGAAAUAACUAUGCAGAGCGGUGCAAUGAAGCAAGGACCUAUGCAACUGUGGACAGCUCUUGAACAAAUUUGGCUACAAGCUGCUGAACUCUUCAUGGAACAACAGCAUCUCAAAGAAGCAGGCUUUUGUAUCCAGGAGGCAGCUAGUCUUUUCCCCACAUCUCAUGCUGUACUGUACAUGCGUGGGAGGCUUGCAGAGAUGAAAGGCAAUUUGGAGGAGGCUAAGCAAUUGUAUGAUGAAGCACUCACAGUGAAUCCAGCUGGAGUGGAAAUUAUGCACAGCCUGGGCUUGUUGCUGAACAGACUUGAGCGGAGGGAUCUGGCCCAGAAGGUCCUCAGAGAUGCCAUCCGGAUCCAGAGUACCAGUCACAGGGCCUGGAACAGCCUUGGAGAGGUCUUGCAAGCUCAGGGGAGAAAUGAAGCAGCUAUUGAAUGCUUUCUCACCGCUUUGGACCUCGAAUCCAGCAGUCCUGUCAUCCCAUUCACUGUCAUACCCAGGGAGCUUUGAAGCUUUACACUGCAGCUAAGCACCUUCAUUCCUUGGACAGACACCAAAACCAAACAAAUAAAGGAAAAGCUGAACAGAAAAGUGCCAUUGUGACCUGGAACUGGGCAAAAUCAUUCCAGGAUGGGGCUCAGGCCUACAUGCUUAGCUGAAACAAGCCUAACUAUAGAAGAAUUUGCAACAGGCAGAAAAAGAGAAUGCCUUUUUCUUCACAGGUGCCUGUCUCACCUCCUGUUCAAGUCAAUAGCAAGGCUUAUUUCAAAGUGUUGGUUCAAGGUGACUGUCCAUAGACUAGAUCAUGCAAGGGUACAGCUGUUCUAGGCACUUGCACCUUUCAGUUUUCGUUAAAGAUAAAAAGUCCAAGCCCUGAAUGAAAGUCCAGACCUGCUCUAAACAAGAGUAUAUGCACCAACUAACUUGACCAAGUUGUGCUUAAACAUGUGGCUGCCUCCAUACAGAUCUGACAGGAUAGGAAUGACAAUUAAACCAUAUAUUCAUGCAGUGUAUGCCACUUAGAAAAUUAUUUCGGCUAUUUUGAUAAUCCUUUUUCCUGCCUUGCUCUUAUAUACUGCAUAUGCUCACUAUAUUUAGUGUGGCAUUUGCCUAGACCAAUUUAAAUUAAAAUUCUUUUUUUUUAAAAAAAAAAAGCUGCUAUUACAGUAUGAUUCACAAAAGCAGAAAGACCAAAGACAAAACCAUUUCACAUUUGAGCUAGUAUUAAAAACAUAUAUGUGUCUCAAAUUACAUGUUUAUCUGAAGGCCUUAUAUGAAGUAGCUAAUCAUAAACUCUGAGCUUCAUUCUUAUUAAUCACUUUUGCAUCACUUUUAUUGAGGAAUAUAGUGAUUACCACUAUGUAGUGAUUGAACUGUGUGCUUUACUGCAUUACCAUUCCUGGCACAAAACUUUUUCAUGUCUAUCUUUUCAUGAUAUAAAGGAUGGCAGCAGUCUUUUAAGGGAAAGUAUGCUGAAGGCAGUAUGUGUAUAUGUGAAUUACUUCUUUCUUAGAACCAAAUGGUUGGAUUGUCUGUAGAAAUUUCACAUUAGAGGUACAGAGCUGAGCCUUCAGCGAAGUGAGAUCACUCUGUGUAUCAUAUCAGAUGUAAGAGUGAUCUCCAGAGCCAUCUGAAUAGCUCCUAAUCCAUGCAGCCUCCCCACAGCUGGCGCAGCCAGGACAGAGGACACAGUUGGCACACCCCCUGCUAGGCUGCUCUUCAGUUGUUCUUGACCUUCCCACGGCCUCCACUGCCAGGCAGAGCUGUAUCAUGCUGUCACAAAACACACAAGUGCCAGCCCUGUCCAGACCAAUCCAAAGAUAAAGAUGGUGCAGAAAUGAGCUGCAGGCAUUUUUGUACACAAAAGGUUGGGGCUCUGCGCCUGUUUCUAUCCAAAGAAGAUUGAUGACUAUUUCAUACAUAGUUUUGCACUAAAACACACUUUGUACUAUAGUUCAGCCCAGUAUUGUGGUCCACAAUUAGUUCAUUCCAAAAAUAAUAAUAUCCUCAGGCAAUAAAUGAGUAGGGGUUGUUUCUUAUACAGCUGGAGGCUCUGGCAGCAGACUUGAAGUCAGCGUUGUUUACAACUGUUUGGAAAUCUGCGGAUUAAUUAAGUGGUCCCCUCGCACUUCUCCCAGACCACACCAUUGAAGAGCUUCUGCCCCAGGCAGCUUCAGCUCCAGACUCCCCUCAGAAGUGCACUGACUCAGGUUUCUCUCAGCAGCCUGUUGCACUCCCAGGCCAAUAUAUAUAUAUUUUUUUUUUCCAUUACAUCUUGCUGGUGCAAUAUUCCAGCUUAUUCCUCUGUUCACUGAGAGGUCUGGAGUGAAAGCAGCCCAGCCUGGAAGGUACUCAGCCCAUGAGGUCUCUGCUUUUCCAGUGCCACAUGGGCAACAAACGGAGCUUUUUAGGCCAGAGGCAGGUUUCCAAGGAGACAGUGUUACCCAGCCACAUUUCUCAUUUGCAAUAGCAGCAGCAGCAGAGGAAGGAGUAGGUGUACAGUACCAGAAUUAAAUUAGUUUCAUGAAGACAGAAGGACUCAGCAGAGACUCAUUUUGCUGUGAAGGAUGCUAUGAAAUUGGCCAGCUCGGUACUGCAGGUGGGAAAGAGGUGUGAGGAGGAGGAGAGAUGUUGUUGUUGACUUAAUAUGUAAAUUGUUACCCAGGUGUUUUAAACCCAGUUCCACAGUCAGAUGCAAUCUGACAAUAGACUGAAGUAGAUAUAUAGAAAUAGAUAUUAUAUUCCAAUGUUUGUUUUGCUCCCCAUUUCGCAGAGUGGGAGCAAGCCUUCUGUGUAAGACACAAAAAAAGUCAUUGUGGUCUGACAUCACCACGUUCACAUGCAACGUGUAUUUGUAAGGCACUGCCAUAGCAACUUCUGUGUACCAGACAGCUGUUUCAGUACAAGCCAUGCAUCCACCUCUGCGACAGAGGAGCUGCUUUAAGAGGUCUGUAGCGUAGCUGGUCUGUGACCUGGCAGGACUGUGCCUGUUUCCCAGCAGCAGCUGAGGGGCAAAUGCUCACAGACCCAUUUACUCCUGUAUGUGUAGCUUGUAAACAGCCACUAGCAUAUAGGUUACCGUCGGGUGAAGUUCAUUUCGGCGAUAAUCAGACUUGGAAUAGCAGUCGUCUUCCUAGGAGAGGUGCAAACGUGCAUGAGUACUUUGAGAGCAUCAGCCACUGAGAUGUUGCCAGGGUGAUCCCGUAUUUGUCAUGUGCAUUAGCGAGUGCUACUGUCAUUGGAAUCGCAGUCCCAAGAGCCUCUGUUCCAAGUGUAGCAAGGAAGAUGUACACGAGUGCCAUCAGCAUCAAUAGGAAUUGGAAUGGGUAAGGUACCCUCUACCAGCACAGCACAACACAGCCCCUAAAGCAGUUGCAAAGUACUUUGCAUGCAUAAUGGCCUCAAUCCUGAGAUUUGCUGUGUGCUUCCCAGAGGAUAUGAAGCACCUGUUGGCUGAAGGGGUGUUAUAUUGGCCUGAAGUGCUCUGUACAGUGCUGGAAAGAGCGGGGGUUAUUGCAGAGAUGCAAGGUAAACCUUUACCUACAUUUGUUAUUAGACACUCACCAAAACAGGAGCCUUCCCAAGCUUAUUUGCUACCUCUCUUCUUCAGUGUGGAUUUUGUUCAUACUUCAAGGUACAGAAAAGCAAAGACAGCUGCUUCACACAAGCCUAUGCAUUGUAGUACUUAUUUAGUAGUAGUAGUUACUUAGAUAGGUUGAUAAACCUAAUAGACCUACUUCCCUGAGCUCUGUAAUGCUUUUUUGUAUUGCAGGGAGCCUGGCAUGCUUAAUGCUCAGGGUUUGAGACCAAGAACAAGAUUUACGUCCUAUCCCUCAUGAUUAUUACGGAUGAUGAUAAGUAAUGGAAGUUUAGGGAAUAACAAAUGAAAUACCAAUUCAGUGAGUUUUAGCACUGACUUGAGUCCAACAGAGUUUUGUCAUUCGUUUAGGAAGAGAAAGAGAAAAAAGGCAGGAUCCUGUCUAAAGGAUCUAGUAUACCAAGGUUCCUCUCAUUUCACCACAAGGUUAUUUUCCUUUGUGUUGACAGGGUACAUACAAAAGAAAAGUAAUUAGCUCCUAUUUUUCUGUUGCACAGUUAAAGGGUAGUAUUUGCCUUUGCCUUUGACCAACAAGAAGGUUUGUAUAUUGUAACAAAAAUGACUUUACCUCCUAGAUAACAGAAGGAGAAACCCAACAGGCCAGGGAACAACCCCCCCUCCCUGCCUUACCCUGUGUAAACUGUCAUUAGAUCCACUGGAGUUGUUGGUAUUUGUGAGCAUUUCCUCCAGCUGAGGAUCUGCCCACUGGUGUACUCGUUCUGUACAGGGAAUACAAUGGAGUUGCCAUAUCCCUGCGCUGCGCAAGUACCCUCGUCCGUUUCUAUUGGUAACAGUUCAUGCUACUGAUUAUCACAAUGCUUCAGAAGUGUUAAUUAUCUUUUCUUGGUAAUGACUAAUAAAUCCAAAAGGAGAACAGUCCUGGAGGGUGUUUACUUUAAAAUUCACUGGCUGGGUACCAAAUUAAGCACAGCACUGACUGCUGUAGUUUGAAUUAUAGUUAUUUUAUCCAAAACAUGCUCCAUUUUUGGAGAGUCUUGGUGAAGGCAGAGUUUGGCUAGUUCAUAUUCCAUUUUAUUGACAGCAGAGUGGGAAACAAUCCUUUUCAGUGAAAAGACAUCACUGCCAUGAUCUUUUUUCAAUCAAACCAACAGAUUUGAUAGUUCCAAUUCAACCCAGGAGAGGAAGCCUUCCCAGAGCAAUUGCACCGCAACGAUAAUUGCCUCUGAUGGAAUUGUAUUACAGGCAUAUUUGAUAAUUAUGCAACAUCUCUCUUCUACCCAUCAUGUCACAUACUUGGCUAAGAAGAGUUGCUUUUUGCCCAAAGGGACAAGAGUAGUGCCCUUCUGGGUCUCAUUAGCACCACCCUGGUGCCUGCUUUCACAUGCGAGGUGGCCACUGCCACCAGCUGCACAGUCUUCUUCACCAGCACCCCCUCACUCCUGCUGGAUCCCUAAGCCCAGCUGCAGGUGAUGGUCUACCUGCUGUUAAGUUGUUCUUUGGUGCUGCAGGAUGUCAGUGCUUGAGUUAUUUUCUUAGAAAUGAGAAGCAGAAACAUCUAUCAAUUUGGUGAUGUUGGCAGAAGGGGAGGAGCCACUGACCCAGCAGCUGCCAAGAUAGUUCCUCCGACUUUGCCUUUAAUGAACUGACUCACACCUUUGGUUCCAGCAAACCAAGGCAGUUUCCUGAGUAACUGGAUACUAAAGGAUUUAGCUCUUUACCCCACAGAAACAUGUGCCAGUCUGUAGCUAAAACCACUGACAGUGGUGCGACAUGACACAGUUGUGGAGCAGCCUGUAAUGAUGCAAUUACGAACCUCCCUGACCUGGUGCACGGAGAGGAGCUCCGCUUUGGCUUGUACGAGUGUUUCCUACCCAACACUUGAAUACUGUUAGUGCAGUCAUUGAAAUUGUGUUUCCAUGUAACUUUACUUAUUUUUGUUGUUACAAGACAUUUUCACCAGAUGAAUAAAAUCUAUCCUGUGGAAAACAGAAAAAUGUUCCUCUUAUUUCCUGACAGUUUUAGGACUUUUGAUAUAUUCAUGCCACGGAUAUUUCAAGCAUUAUGAAAUGACCAUUUGUUAUAUUAACUGGAACCCAGUGUGCCUAGCAAGUUACCAGUUGCAAAGGGUAUUUUGGCCUACACCCUGUAGUUCGUGGGAAAAACAAGAGUGAGCAUGCAAGUGGCCUGCUUUCAGAAAGGAACAGAGCCAGGAAAAAGGAAUAAUGUAGCUUCAGAUGUUUGGAUUUGUGGGGACUUAAGAGAGCAUCGUGCUUUUCUUGUGCUUCCUCCAGUAAAAAUAAACAAAGGUAGUGUGAGAAACUCUAACAUCCAGAUAAUAUGCCAUCAAAUUUAGGGACUCACCUUAUUUUGGCCACAAUGUCAU